CGGCGCUGCGCUCCCGGCCGCGGGGCCAUGCGGGGGCCGGGGGCCGCGGCGGGGCCGUAGCGGAGGGCCGGGCCCCGAGCGUCCGGCAGCGGGGACCCCUCGGGCACCGACACGACUCCGCGGGAUGGAGAACGACCCACCGGCCGGGCCCCGGAGCUGCGGCCCCGCAGCCGAGGGAGCGGAGCAGGGGGGCGGCAGCGGGGUGGCUGGGGGCCUGCCCGGCUCCGGCACCCACUGGGACCCCCCCACGGGCCGCGGGGACGGGCCCACGGUGGUGGCGGCUGUCACCAACACGGCCUUCGAGGGGGACCCACCACCGUACUCGCCGCCGGACCCCAAAAGCGUUCACCUCCUCUACCUGCCGUUCCCGGCCGGCUUCUCCCAGCAAGCGUCCAUCAUCUACCAGCCGGGGCCGGGGCCGGGGCCAGGGCCCUUCCUGCCCCAGGGCAUCCCUCCUGCACCCCAGCCCUACACCGCUUAUGACGGGCAGCCGAGCACGGGGCCAUCACCUGCCAGCCGUGGGCAGCGCCUGCCCAAGGACUACAUGGUGGAGUCGGUGCUGGUGACUGUCUUCUGCUGCCUGCUGACUGGGGUCAUCGCCCUCAUCUACUCCCAUGAGACCCGGGCUGCACUCAGCCGUGGGGACAUGGCCCAGGCCAACGUGGCAUCCAAAAAGGCCCAGUCGUUGAUUCUCUUCAGCCUCCUCUUCGGGUUGUUCGCCUCCAUCAGCUGGGUCAUCUAUGUUCUGGUGGCCCUGUACCUAUGACAGGGACCCCGAGCCCCAGGGACACACCACGUGCUGGGGGCUCCUUGCGCCUCACCACGGCCUGGGGGGCACAGGCAGGUGGAGCGGCCGCAGCGCCCAUUGUGGCAUCGCUGGGUCUGCUGUGGGGAAUGGGUGACCACAAAGUAUUAUUGGGGCUGAGGGGCAGCAUCUGUUCUUCCUGGCGGGGCGAGGAGCUGCUCCGGAGCUGCACAUGCCUUCACCCACCCUCUCUCAGCCCUGUGAACCGUGACGUGGGCAGGACGAACCCAGACCAAAGCGAUGCCAGCACCGUGCCCCGCUGGAACCAGCUCUGGGCAAGGAACCUUGUCGGAGCGGCGGCACCACAUAUGGGAUCAGGCUCUGCUGUGGGAUGUCGAAUCUGGAUACAGUGGACUGUCACUUGGAGAUGCAAACGGGACUCUGUCGCAGGGGGAGUGUCUUACAGAGUCGGGGUUGGAGAUGGAGCAAAUGGCCAAGGCGUAACGGAGAGGCCAAGGCAUGCAGCCCAGGAGAAGCCCUCACUGGUAAUUAAUAACGUGAGAAGAUAUAAACCCACGUAUUUAGCUUCUAUGGUAAUUCUGCAAACACAAAUACACGCACAUGCUCAAUCACCACCUUCUUGCUGCUUCCAGAUUGAAAUAAAAUACAGGGGUAGCCAAA
This is a messenger RNA of Grus americana (Whooping crane), 1426 nucleotides long. It is a transcript of the gene PRRT1B, whose product is annotated as proline rich transmembrane protein 1B. NCBI's taxonomy places the organism in Eukaryota, Metazoa, Chordata, Aves, Gruiformes, Gruidae. The transcript has 4 exons. The record is from RefSeq and is a predicted model, not a curated record. Gene Ontology annotation, cellular component: membrane. Bases 125 to 766 code for a protein of 213 amino acids.